CAGAUAAUAAACACACAAAAGAGGGCCCAAAACAUUUGAAGAUCGAAUCUCAGUCUCAAUCUCCAUCGUCAUCGUCGUCUUCUUCCCUUUAACCCCGUCACCGUCGUUGAGAAUUUUCUCGGCGAUUGGGACUUUCCCCUUAACGAAAAAUCAAACCUUUUUUUGUGGGUUUUUUCUAUAUUUGAGAAAAGAUCCAAUUUUUAUUAUUCCUUUGACUCGACGCCAUUGUUGUUUGGUCAAAAAGAAAAAGCUAAAACCAUUUUCUUGUUGGGAGAGGAGGACUUGUAAUCUGCUCUGCUGUUAGAGAAACCAAUCUGGAUCUGAAGAAGAAGCUCUCUCUCAUUCCGAAGGCUUUGAAGAUCAUAUAAGAGUCUGAGAUUUGCUCAAAGUUUGCAGCUUUAGAUGAUACGUAAUUGACCCGUCUCUGUUCUUUUUAAACCAUGGGAGAGUGGGUCAUCGGAGCUUUCAUUAAUAUUUUUGGAAGCGUUGCUAUUAAUUUCGGCACUAACCUUCUCAAAUUGGGACAUAAUGAGAGAGAGAGGUUAGCUUUACAGGAUGGUGGUGGUGGAAAGACACCAUUGAAGCCUAUUAUACAUUUUCAGACAUGGAGAGUUGGGAUCCUUGUCUUUCUUCUUGGGAAUUGCCUCAAUUUCAUUUCGUUUGGUUAUGCUGCUCAGUCUCUUCUAGCAGCUCUUGGAUCUAUUCAAUUUGUAUCCAACAUAGCGUUUGCUUAUGUUGUAUUGAACAAAAUGGUGACUGUCAAAGUACUUGUUGCUACAGCUUUCAUAGUUCUUGGAAACGUUUUCCUGGUAGCAUUUGGUAAUCAUCAGUCACCAGUUUUCACACCCGAACAGUUGGCAGAAAAAUACAGUAAUGUGACGUUCUUGGUGUACUGUGGGAUUUUGAUUCUAAUCGUAGCCGUAAACCAUUUCUUCUAUAGGAAGGGGGAAGUUUUGUUAUCUAUACCGGGACAAGAGAUUAGCUCCUAUUGGAAAAUGUUGCUUCCUUUCUCAUAUGCUGUGGUCUCUGGCGCUAUAGGAUCAUGUUCGGUUUUAUUCGCCAAGUCACUCUCAAACUUGCUGAGAUUGGCCAUGUCUAGUAGCUAUCAGUUGCACAGCUGGUUCACAUACUCUAUGCUUCUUUUAUUCCUUAGUACAGCUGGAUUCUGGAUGACAAGAUUAAACGAAGGGUUGUCUCUUUAUGAUGCAAUUCUCAUAGUUCCAAUGUUUCAGAUUGCUUGGACUUUCUUCUCUAUCUGUACAGGAUUCAUCUACUUUCAAGAGUUUCAGGUUUUCGAUGCGCUAAGAACGACAAUGUUCAUAUCAGGAAUGUUGUGCGUAUUCAUAGGCAUAUCUUUACUAGCACCUGAUGAUACAAGAGGCAACGAGUCAAAAGACAAUACCUCAUCUCUUGACUCAAUAGUGUCCUCUGACGUGCCAUCUGAAGAGGACAGGUUGAUAUCACAAUCGUCUGAAGAUGGACAUAGCAAAGACACAAGAGUAGUCGUGCAAGGAAUGUAUAUGAAAGCAACUGAUCUAUUUGCCAAGACAAAGACUGCUUGUUUAGCGGCAUUGGGCUUUGGGGAAGACUCCAUAAACGCAUCAGCCAUUCUCGUGAUGCCAAUGGUAUCUUCGAAGAUAACAGGGUUUAGAGGAAACGGACUUGAAAGGGCUAAGAUCUUGUCCAUGAGAGGAGGAUCAGGAUGGAGCAAACUAGCCAUGGAAGAAGAAGGAACAAGAAUGCUUGAAAAGACAUCUCAUCACCACCCUUCAAAGGCUUAAAGUAGAUUAGUAAAACACAGAGAACUAUGAAACAGUUUCUCAGGUACAUUCUUCUCUUUAUCAUAUUAUGUCUUUAGUAGCAAAAACCAUUACACGAUUGUGUAUUCUUGCAAAAAAAAAAACAAAAAUGUAUAACAUUACAUCUCUGUAUAUUAUUAUUAUUAUUAUUAUUACU
Messenger RNA from Eruca vesicaria subsp. sativa (arugula), 1956 nucleotides. Lineage: Eukaryota; Viridiplantae; Streptophyta; Magnoliopsida; Brassicales; Brassicaceae. The record is from the annotation of a GenBank genome assembly.